UGUCAACUCCCAGAGAAAAUAUCUCACAGCCAAGAACAGCCAACCACAGAUUCUGCAAUUAUCCUUGCUUUCUCAUUUUUCAAAUUCUCUCUCCCUCUCUUUAUCUGUCUCAGUGCCAAGGUUCAGGUAAGGAUAUCCUAAUUUCAAUAAUACUGCAAUGUCUUGCUCUCUCACAAGCACUUCAACAAGCAUCACUCAUUCAAAGGACGCCUAGUGUUUCUGAUUUGUGAGGUUCACGCUUUUAUGUAAAUUCUUUUGUUUCUGAUACUCUCUCCAUGGAUGUGAUAAUACUCUCCUCUUCAAGUAGUUGUUGUAGUAAGUUCAAGUAUGGUUGUGCUGUAACUGGGACUAAACCCUCCGUUUUGAGCUGUAAUGAGUCGUUAGGGGGAAUCAAAAUUCGGAAUUUGAACGUUUUGCCAUCUGGGUGUAGGGUGAAUUGGAAGAAACACAGGAAAAAACAAGUGGGUGUUUGUGGGUUUGUGAUUAGAAGCUCAUUUGAUGUGGUGGUCGUGAAAAGGAAGCCGGAAAGUACUAUGUCUUCUGAGGAAGUUUAUAGGGUUUUAAAGUCGAUUUCAGACCCGAACCAGGCCUUUUCUUUCUUUAAUUCUGUGGCGGAAAUGCCCAGAGUCAUUCACACCACAGAGACAUGCAAUUACGUGCUUGAAAUGUUGAGGGCUCAUAGGAGGGUGGAGGAUAUGGUGGCUGUGUUUAAUUUGAUGCAAAAGCAAAUCAUAAAGAGGAGUAUAAACACUUACUUGACUAUUUUUAAGGUUCUUUAUAUAAGGGGAGGGCUUCGGGAAGCCCCAGUUGCGCUUGAAAAGAUGAGAAAAGUGGGGUUUGUUUUGAACGGGUAUUCGUAUAUUGGGUUGAUCCAUUUGCUUCUUAAAUCUGGUUUUUGUAGGGAGGCUUUGAAGGUGUAUAGAAGAAUGGUGUCUGAAGGGAUUAAGCCCAGUCUCAAGACUUACUCUGCACUUAUGGUAGCACUGGGGAAGAGAAGGGAUAUUGAAACUGUAAUGGGUUUGUUACAAGAGAUGGAAAGCUUGGGAUUGAGGCCUAAUAUUUACACAUUUACCAUAUGCAUUAGAAUAUUGGGGAGGGCAGGAAAAAUUGAUGAGGCUUAUGGGAUUUUGAAAAGGAUGGAUGAUGCAGGAUGUGGUCCUGAUGUUGUUACUUAUACAGUUCUCAUUGAUGCUCUUUGUAAUGCUGGGAAGCUUAAUAAUGCAAAGGAAUUGUUUCUAAAGAUGAAAGCAAGCAGCCAUAAACCUGAUCGAGUAACUUACAUAACUUUAUUGGACAAGUUUAGUGACCAUGGAGACUUGGAUGCCAUAAAAGAAUUUUGGAGUGAAAUGGAAGCUGAUGGUUAUCUUCCUGAUGUGGUUACCUUCACCAUACUUAUUGAUGCUUUAUGUAAAGUGGGGAAAGUCGAUGAAGCAUUUGGUACAUUAGAUGUCAUGAAAAAGCAAGGGGUGGCACCAAAUCUUCAUACUUACAAUACUUUGAUUUGUGGGCUUUUGAGACUAAAUAGAUUAGAUGAUGCAUUAGGACUUUUCAACAGUAUGGAAUCUCUUGGUCUUGAAACCACUGCUUACACUUACAUCCUUUUCAUUGACUACUAUGGAAAGUCAGGAGAAUUCGGCAAAGCUAUCAAGACAUUUGAGAAGAUGAAAACUAAUGGAAUUGUUCCUAAUAUUGUUGCUUGUAAUGCAUCUUUAUAUAGUCUUGCAGAACAAGGGAGGCUUGAAGAGGCAAAAGAGUUCUUUAAUGGACUUAAAAAAUGUGGGCUUGCUCCAGAUGCUAUAACCUAUAAUAUUAUGAUGAGAUGCUAUGGUAAGGCUGGGAGAGUUGAUGAUGCCAUUAAUUUGCUCUCGGAGAUGGAGGAAAAUGGGUGUGAUCCUGAAGUUGUCAUUAUCAAUUCUCUGAUUGACACACUUUACAAGGCCGAUCGGGUAGAUGAGGCAUGGAAAAUGUUUCAAAGAAUGAAGGAAAUGAAGCUUGCCCCUACAGUUGUGACUUACAAUACGUUACUAGCUGGUUUGGGAAAAGAGGGAAGAGUCCAAAAGGCCACUGCGCUAUUCAGGGGUAUGAUUGCAGAUGAUUGUCCUCCAAAUACAAUAUCUUUCAACACACUUCUAGACUGCCUUUGCAAGAAUGGUGAGGUUGAUUUGGCCUUGAAGAUGCUAUUUAGAAUGACGGAAAUGAAUUGUUUUCCAGAUGUUUUAACAUACAACACCGUCAUUUAUGGCUUGAUUAAAGAAAACAGAGUUAAUUAUGCAUUCUGGUUAUUCCAUCAAAUGAAGAAAGUGAUUUAUCCUGAUUAUGUAACUUUGUGCACCCUCCUUCCUGGUGUCAUAAAAGAUGGGCGAAUUGAGGAUGCUUUUAGGGUUGCCAAGGAAUUUGUUCAUCAUGUUGGAGAUCGUGCAGAUGGGUCUUUUUGGGAAGAUUUAAUGGGAGGGAUUUUGAUAGAAGCUGAAAUAGGCCAGUCUAUAUUAUUUGCUGAAAGUUUGGUAUGUAAUGGGAUUUGUGAGGAUGACUCAGUAUUGAUACCAUUAAUUAAGUUUUUGUGCAAACAUGGGAAAGCUGGUGAUGCCUACAAUGUGUUCCUGAAACUUACCAAAAGUUUUUGUAUUACACCAUCGCUAGAAGCAUAUAAUUCUCUAAUUGAUGGGCUCCUCAAAGCCCGGCUCACUGAAAUGGCUUGGGGUCUUUUUUAUAAGAUGAAGAAUGCUGGCUGUACACCUGAUGUUUUCACCUACAACCUGUUCCUUGAUACCCUUGGGAAGUCUGGAAAGAUCAAAGAACUUUUUGAUUUGUAUGAAGAGAUGCUCUUUAGGGGCUGCAAACCUAACAGAAUAACUCAUAACAUAGUCAUCUUCGGUCUUGUGAAAUCUAAUAGCUUAGAUAAGGCUAUAGAUUUAUACUAUGACCUUAUGAGUGGAGAUUUCUCCCCAACUCCUUGGACAUAUGGCCCUCUUAUUGAUGGCCUUUUGAAGUCAGGAAGACUGGAGGAAGCGAAGCAGUUCUUUGAGGAGAUGCUGGAUUAUGGAUGCAUGCCUAACUGUCCGCUUUACAAUAUUCUUAUGAAUGGAUUUGGGAAACAGGGUGAUGUGGAAACUGCUUGUGAGUUGUUUAGAAGGAUGGUUAAAGAGGGAAUAAGACCAGAUUUGAAAUCCUACAGCAUUAUGGUGGAUUGCCUUUGCAUGGCGGGGAAAGUGGAUGAUGCUCUGCACUACUUCGAGGAACUAAAGCUUUCUGGCCUGGAUCCUGAUUUGGUUUGCUAUAACCUUAUGAUCAAUGGUCUUGGAAGAUCACGGAGGGUGGAGGAAGCUCUUUCUCUUUUUGAUGAGAUGCGGAAUAGAGGGAUUACUCCUGAUCUUUACACCUACAAUGCCUUAAUUCUCAAUCUUGGGAUUGCUGGAAUGGUAGAGGAAGCGGGAAAGAUGUAUGAGGAACUCCAACUUAAAGGCCUUGAACCUAAUGUGUUUACUUAUAAUGCUCUCAUUCGCGGGCAUAGCAUGUCAGGUAACCCUGACCGUGCAUAUGCAGUCUACAAGAAGAUGAUGGUUGGGGGCUGCAGACCCAAUACAGGAACAUUUGCGCAACUUCCUAAUCAAUCUUGACAUCUAAGAGAUGUGGUGGUCCACUCAUUUGUUGUGCUUGCUGAUCUAUAGGCUUGGGAUGUCCUAGGGAUGAUCCAGCCCCAUUUUUGUUGAUGAUUUUGGUCAUGGGGGCAUACAUACAAAUAUAAUUUUGUGGCAAUUGAUUUUACAUCUUCUAGCAGCGGAUGCUUCUGCAAGUUUGGUAGUUAACAUACCUGCCUCCAGCAGAUUCUGCAAUACUGGGCCAUAUAUUUAAGGUGCGAGCGACGUUUUCCAAAUUGUUAUCCAUGAGUACUGUGAAUACUGUUGUAAACUAUGGUUGUCUUGUUCUGUACGAAAACACAUUGAUUGGACUAUGUAAAUGACAUAUUUUGUCACAUCCUUGCUUUGCCUGUUUGGCGUAUCUUGUCAUUCAAUAAGACAGUUUAUUUUACUGUGUAUAUAUAUAUAUACUGUUUUUAUUCA
Messenger RNA from Vitis riparia (riverbank grape), 4061 nucleotides. Its product is annotated as pentatricopeptide repeat-containing protein At4g31850, chloroplastic. The transcript is spliced from 2 exons. Bases 276 to 3617 code for a protein of 1113 amino acids. Gene Ontology annotation, molecular function: protein binding. Lineage: Eukaryota; Viridiplantae; Streptophyta; Magnoliopsida; Vitales; Vitaceae. The record is from RefSeq and is a predicted model, not a curated record.